Stegodyphus dumicola is the source of this 1641-nucleotide messenger RNA. Its product is annotated as neural cell adhesion molecule 2-like. NCBI's taxonomy places the organism in Eukaryota, Metazoa, Arthropoda, Arachnida, Araneae, Eresidae. The record is from RefSeq and is a predicted model, not a curated record.
AACCAGCAGAAAGGCAUACUGUGUUAUCUGGCGGAAAGGUGUCUCUUCCCUGCGACAUUAUAUCUCCAAUGAUAGGCGACGAGGUGUAUCUGGUGUUGUGGUAUAAAGGAGAGAUAGCGACUCCCAUCUAUAGCUUCGAUGCCCGAAGGGGACAUUUAGGACAGGCCAGGCAUUCAUCAAGCGACUUGUUAUCUCGAAGAGCCUAUUUUAACACCAUACCCCGACCUGCCGUUCUAGAGAUAUCACCUGUUGGACCAGAGGACGAAGGAGAUUAUCGAUGCAGAGUGGAUUUUAGAAAGGCGCAAACUAGGAACUACCAAAUAGCUGUUAAAGUUCUUGUGCCUCCAGGAAAACCAGAGAUUAAAGAUAGCCUCGGACGAAGUGUGCAAGGUGUAAUUCGCACCUACAAUGAAGGAGACACUUUGUAUCUAUUGUGUGAGAGUCAAGGAGGUAAGCCACCACCAGUACUUACAUGGUGGAGAGGUCCAGCUCUUAUAGAUGACACUUACGAAGUAACAUCUGCAUCUCAUACCGUUCGAAACGAGCUUCAGCUCGAGAGCUUAAGUAGACGGGAUCUGAUGGCGGAGUUUACUUGCCAAGCAUCAAACAAUAAUGUAUCAGCUCCCGUUAAAACAUCAGUAUCUCUAGAUUUAAACUUUAAACCAUUAUUGGUGAAGAUUAGUGGACCUCGUCACCCAUUUUCUGCAGGAGAACGAGUGCAGCUGAAAUGUAGCAGUCAAGGAUCACGUCCUCCAGCAGUUAUCACCUGGAAAAAAGCGGGCUCUAAUUUCAAAAAUCCUCAGGAAGAAGUAGUGACUGGAGGAAAUGCAACCAUCAGUGUUUUCACUUUUACACCAACAUCUGAAGACCAUGGGCAUUAUGUUACAUGUAGAGCAGAGAAUCCACUAAUUCCUGGUAGUGGUAUCGAAGAUGGUUGGAAAUUAGAAGUGCAUUUCGUUCCUCAACUAAAUCUACGAUUAGGGAGCAAGUUACGCCAUUCAAACAUUUUGGAGGGUAAUGACGUUUACUUCGAAUGCAACAUACGGGCAUCUCCAUGGGUGCAUGAAACCGGAUGGCGAUUUGAAGGGCAGGAACUGGUGACUAAUAUUUCAGCUGGAGUAAUUGUUAGCAACCAAUCUCUUGUAUUGCAGAAAGUACAACGAAGGAACAGAGGAAGAUACAGUUGCACAGCAACUAACAGUGAAGGACAAGGAGAAAGCAACCACGUUUAUCUAAGAGUUCAGUUUGCUCCAGUGUGCAAAAGUGGUCAACAGACUGUGUACGGUGCAAUGUUACAUUUCCCAGUAGAAAUUUCUUGCGAAGUAGAAGCUGAUCCUGAUGAAGUCACAUUUCGCUGGGAAUUCAAUAGUUCCUUCGGUACUCUGGAAUUAGUUCCCACUCUGACAACCGGACGGAAGAGUGUUGUCCACUACAUUCCUAGAUCAGAACAAGACUAUGGGACCUUGUCCUGCUGGGGUCGGAACAGAGUUGGGCUCCAGAGGAUUCCCUGCCUCUUCGUUGUGCUUCCCGCAGGUAUUGGCUGGUGCGUUACAUUUGUAAAAAAAAAAAAAAAAAAAAAAAAAGUGGUAAAUAAGGGGCAUAUCUGCAUAUGGUUGCAAGUAUAUUCCAACUAAACUAAGA